GAAGGGGGAGAGAGAAGUUGUAACACCUAUCCUCCCCAUUUCUCCGGCCACCAUCACCACCUCUGCCGCCGCCGCCCCACCACCACCACCCUGCCUUGAUAGUCUAACUCAUAAUACAUUUGAAUAUUUACAUACCAUGACAGACAUUUUCAUAAUAAUACCUUAAUUAUAAUAAAGACUCUGUUUUUUCUUCCCAUGCAUGCAUGUGUUAUUAUGAAGCAGAACACAAAGCCUCAUUUCUAUUGAGUUUUUGUGAUUGUUUUUGUUGUGUUUUUCUGCGGCUCUGCGCUGCUAGCUAGGUGAUGGCUGAGAUUGUGAAACAAAUAUUAGCCAAGCCUAUACAAUUGGCUGAUAAUGUUGUGAAAGCAGCAGAUGUGACCAACAAUUUUAAGCAAGAAUGUGCAGAAAUCAAGACCAAGACAGAGAAGCUUGCAGGCCUUUUACGACAAGCUGCUCGCGCAAGCAAUGACCUCUAUGAGCGUCCUACGCGAAGGAUUAUUGAUGAUACGGAGCAGGUUCUUGACAAAACUCUUGUGCUGGUGGACAAAUGUCGCGCCAGUGGGCUUAGAAGGAUUUUUACCAUCAUUCCUGCAGCUGCAUUUAGGAAAACCUCACAGCAACUUGAGAAUUCUAUUGGAGAUGUUUCGUGGCUUCUUCGUGUUUCUGCUCCUGCGGAUGACAGGGAUGAUGAGUAUCUUGGGCUGCCUCCCAUCGCGGCAAAUGAGCCUAUUUUGUGCCUGAUAUGGGAGCAAGUGGCCAUUUUGUGCUCUGGCUCCAUUGAGGACAGGGCUGAUGCUGCAGCCUCGCUUGUUUCGUUGGCUCGGGACAAUGAUAGAUAUGGAAAACUAAUUAUUGAGGAGGGUGGUGUUCCGCCUUUGUUGAAGUUGGUUAAAGAAGGGAAAAUGGAAGGCCAAGAGAAUGCUGCUAGGGCGAUAGGCUUGCUGGGGCGCGAUCCAGAGAGCGUUGAGCAGAUAGUGAAUUCAGGUGUCUGUUCAGUGUUUGGGAAAAUCCUUAAAGAAGGGCAUAUGAAGGUUCAGAUUGUGGUGGCUUGGGCUGUGUCUGAGUUAGCUGCUAAUCAUCCCAAAUGCCAAGACCAUUUUGCACAAAACAAUGCUAUUAGGCUGUUGGUGAGUCAUUUGGCCUUUGAGACGAUUCAAGAACAUAGUAAGUACGCGAUUGCUAGUAAGCACAACAUGUCGUCGCUCCAUACAGUUGUCAUGGCGAAGAAUGACAAUACUGGGAGCCAUGAAGCUGAAGAAGAUAUGUCUAGUAGAGUUUCUAGGCCAAGCGCGGUGACUAAUCCAAGCCAAAUGCACAAUGUGGUAACGAAUACAAUGGCGUUGAAGUCCACUUCACAAAAACACCCAAAUUUUCAAGCUAAUAGUAAUGAUGCUUGGCAAAACAAUCAGCAACAGCAGCAGCAGCAGCAGCACCACCACCCGAAUGUUGCACUAAACGGAACAAGCAUUAAGGGCAGAGAGUACGAGGAUCCAAUCACCAAGGCCGAAAUGAAGGCCAUGUCUGCUCGGGCACUCAGGCACCUCUGUGCAAAUAAUGUGGCGAUAUGCAAAAGCGUGACAGAAUCAAGAGCCCUUUUAUGUUUCGCGGUGCUGUUAGAAAAAGGACCUGACGAUGUCCAAUACAACUCAGCAUUAGCGCUGAUGGAAAUCACUGCAGUGGCUGAAGAAAGUUCAGAUUUAAGGAAAACAGCUUUUAAGCCAACUGCACCAGCUGCCAAAGCAGUUGUGGAUCAACUACUCAAAAUAAUCGAGAAAGCCGACUCCGACCUGUUGGGUCCAUGUAUCAAUGCUAUCGGGAACUUGGCAAGAACUUUCAGGGCUACUGAAACAAGGAUCGUACCCCCUUUGGUCAGACUUCUCGACGAAAGGGAGCCUGAGAUCACGAGAGAAGCUGCAUUUGCACUAAACAAGUUUGCAGGCACGGAUAAUUUCCUCCAUGUGAAUCACUCCAAGGCAAUCAUCGCUGCAGGAGGAGCUAAGCAUCUGAUUCAACACGUGUAUUUCGCGGAACAGAUGGUGCAGAUACCGUCACUGAUACUACUGUGCUACAUUGCACUACAUGUUCCUGAUAGUGAAGAGUUAGCCCAGGAAGAGGUGUUGAUAGUGCUGGAAUGGGGAUUAAAGCAAGGACAUUUGGUGCAAGAUCCUGACAUUGAAACACUGCUGUUGGAAUCAAAAAGUAGACUGGUACUUUACCAAUCUAGAGGUACGAGAGGAUUUCAUUAAGUCAUUAUUAUCGAUUAAUUUGUACAAUAUUAUCCAAGAGCUUUACGGAAGAUUUGGCUUCUUGAAUCACAAUUUUACGCUUAAUGUAGAUGCACAUAUCUUUUGUAAAAAUUACAGGAUUCAUGUGUGCUCCCACACUCAUUGUAUUGGUAUCAACUUUCUUUUGUCAUUUGUUGUAAUGUUCAACAAUUAGCAUUCUUAAUCUGUAGAGGGCCUUGCCGAUCUUUCUUUCCUACAAGUACAUUUGUUGAAUAAUAAUGCACUCUUUUU
This is a messenger RNA of Daucus carota subsp. sativus, 2516 nucleotides long. RefSeq lists its product as uncharacterized. Lineage: Eukaryota; Viridiplantae; Streptophyta; Magnoliopsida; Apiales; Apiaceae. The coding region runs from base 303 to 2246 and encodes 647 amino acids. The record is from RefSeq and is a predicted model, not a curated record. Gene Ontology annotation, molecular function: protein binding. The transcript has a single exon. Gene Ontology annotation, biological process: cell surface receptor signaling pathway.